Ogataea polymorpha is the source of this 615-nucleotide messenger RNA. RefSeq lists its product as uncharacterized. The transcript has a single exon. Gene Ontology annotation, biological process: dihydrofolate metabolic process; glycine biosynthetic process; folic acid metabolic process. Lineage: Eukaryota; Fungi; Ascomycota; Pichiomycetes; Pichiales; Pichiaceae. Gene Ontology annotation, cellular component: mitochondrion. The coding region runs from base 1 to 615 and encodes 204 amino acids. The record is from RefSeq and is a predicted model, not a curated record. Gene Ontology annotation, molecular function: dihydrofolate reductase activity; NADP binding.
AUGACUAAAGUGUCACUGAUAGUGGCAGCGCUGGUUCCCAAGUACGGAAUUGGCUACAAGGGCCAGCUGCCGUGGGCAUUGAAGGAGGAAAUGCGGUAUUUUCGCAGAAUUACAACGCAGACGGCAGAUAAAAAUAAGAAAAACGCGGUUGUAAUGGGCAGGAAAACUUGGGAAUCGAUCCCGGAACGGUUCCGUCCUUUGAAAGGAAGAGUAAAUGUGGUUCUUACGCGUGAUUUGAGCGCGUUUUCAAGCAAAUAUUCCGAGGAAGUGGCGAAGCAUGGGAAUAAUGUCAAAAUAGCAGAUUCUCUAAAAAGCGCGCUCCAGACGCUGGACAUGGACAUCAUUGAGGAGGUUUUUGUGAUUGGCGGAGCUGAGCUCUAUAACGACGUGCUUCGAACCACGCCAGAGCUGGUGGAUAGACUCCUUUUGACGGAAGUCAGCACCGAGAAGGAACUAGAAAUGGAUGCCUUUAUAAACGUCGGAUCGCUCUGGAAAAGGGACGACCCGCAGGUGUGGAAGUCGUAUCUGGCCAGCAAAGGGCUUGAAAACGAGUUCUCACAAGACAACCGCGAGGCUGACUUCCAGUUCAGCUACCAUAUCUAUAGUCGGUGUUAG